GUCCACGUCUGCUCUGUUUGAUUCCAUCCCGCACAUCCCCUCCUCUUUUUGGACCUUUUGGACCAUCUGGACGAGUCCUUGGUCCGUUCCAGGCUCCAGUCUCCGGCCAUGACGCAACUUUUCGCUUCCAGUCCGUCCUCGGUGACGAACGAGAAACGCGGCAACUUCCCGAGCCUAUCUCUGGCCUCCAAGAAACAACAUUCAAACGAUUCAAGUCACUUUCCCACCAAGAUUCGAAACUUCUUCCGCAUCAACAGCUCCAGCAGUAAUGUCUCCCAUGUCAGUCACCACAGCGGAAGCGAUCGGAGUCAUGAAACCAGCAACCUCUCCUCGUCACCUGGCAAACACGAAUCCAAAUCCACCUUCAGACAGUCCCGAUUUCUCCCCACCAUUGGUCGCAAUCGCUCGACCACCGUCGCCAGUGAAGGAAACCCGCUAGACGAAGGCGUGUCGCCCACGGCAACGGCGAACCCAUACUUCCAACAUCAAGGGCAGCCGUCCUUGCAGCAUCGUAAUGAUGGAUCCAUUCCCUCUUCUCCACCAGAUACCCCCGAGUUACAGGUCGAAGGCGUCUCCGCCGCCGAGCAAGCGACCACCGCCAACAAGGAAGAGUUGGCUCGCAAACUCCGCCGUGUCGCUUCGGCGCCCAAUGCGCAGGGUCUGUUUGCCCGCGGCCAGGCUGGUGAACGGCCGCAGACCGCCGAGCAGGACCAGGAGCCCUUGCCGGUGGGGUCGAGUAGUCUCGUUCCUCAAGUGACGACAGUCGAGGUGUCUGAAGAGCAAGAAAUCAACCUGGCCGUGCCGACACUUGGUGCUGACGGCAAGAUCCCCACCCCUGGCCAGAUCCGAGAUUCCGUUGCAUUUCGCCGAACAUACAGCUCCAACUCGAUCAAGGUGCGGAAUGUGGAGGUCGGUCCAGGCAGCUUCGACAAGAUCAAGCUGAUUGGCAAGGGUGAUGUGGGCAAGGUGUAUUUGGUCCGGGAGAAGAAGACCAGCCGACUCUAUGCUAUGAAAGUGCUGAGCAAGAAGGAAAUGAUCAAGCGUAACAAGAUCAAGCGCGCGUUGGCUGAGCAGGAAAUCUUGGCCACUAGCAAUCAUCCAUUCAUUGUUACGCUCUAUCACUCUUUCCAGUCCGAGGACUAUCUUUAUCUCUGCAUGGAGUACUGCAGUGGCGGUGAAUUCUUUAGAGCCCUGCAAACUCGGCCAGGAAAAUGCAUUUCGGAAGACGCCGCCCGUUUCUACGCUGCGGAAGUGACUGCUGCUCUGGAGUAUCUUCACCUGAUGGGAUUCAUCUACCGUGAUUUGAAACCCGAAAACAUUCUCCUCCAUCAGUCAGGCCACAUCAUGUUGUCUGACUUCGAUUUGUCCAAGCAGUCCGGACCGGGCGGUGCACCUACCAUGAUUCCGGCCCGGAGUGGCAACUCGACAACGUCUCUACCAACCAUCGACACGAAGUCAUGUAUUGCUGAUUUUCGGACGAACUCUUUUGUGGGUACGGAAGAAUACAUCGCUCCUGAGGUCAUCAAAGGCUGCGGACAUACUAGUGCGGUCGACUGGUGGACUCUGGGCAUUCUAAUCUACGAGAUGCUAUACGGAACGACACCUUUCAAGGGCAAGAACAGGAAUGCCACAUUUGGCAAUAUCCUGCGGGACGAAGUGCCUUUCCCUGAACACUCUGGGGCUCAGCAGAUUUCCAAUCUUUGCAAGUCCCUGAUUCGGAAGUUGCUGAUCAAGGAUGAGACAAAGCGUCUCGGAGCUCGGGCUGGUGCCUCAGACGUCAAGACACAUCCUUUCUUCCGACAGACGCAAUGGGCUCUCAUCCGCCAUAUGAAGCCCCCCAUGAUCCCACACCAAAGCCGAGGAACAGAAACCCUUAACUUCCGCAAUGUCAAGGAGAGCGCCAGUGUCGACAUCGGAGGCAGCCAACCGAUGAAGAUGAAAGGGGUUCCCAUGGAUUCCGGUCUGGCUACACCGAAUGCCGAAGUUGCGGAUCCGUUUGAAGAGUUCAACAGCGUCACUCUCCACCAUGAUGGAGAUAUGUAGAGUGAUUCUACAAUGUUGUUGGGACGGAUGCUCUGCGCUCUGUCUAAGGACGGCUGAUGAACGAGUUCAGGCUGACACUUGGGCUCUGGCACGACCAUGACGCAUUAAGACGAAGACUUAUUGGAGUUCA
Aspergillus japonicus CBS 114.51 is the source of this 2173-nucleotide messenger RNA. RefSeq names its product putative serine/threonine protein kinase (Nrc-2). Gene Ontology annotation, biological process: protein phosphorylation. Lineage: Eukaryota; Fungi; Ascomycota; Eurotiomycetes; Eurotiales; Aspergillaceae. The record is from RefSeq and is a predicted model, not a curated record. Gene Ontology annotation, molecular function: protein serine/threonine kinase activity; ATP binding. The transcript is spliced from 5 exons. Gene Ontology annotation, cellular component: cytoplasm; nucleus; plasma membrane. The coding region runs from base 109 to 2043 and encodes 644 amino acids.